UCUUAUUUACUUAUUUACCCAACAGAUGUCCAGCAGCCCCCUCACAUUAAAGAGGAAGAGGAGAAUCCACAGCCCCCCCACAUUAAAGAGGAAGAGGAGGAAGUGUGGAUGAGUCAGGAGGGAGAGUGUCCUGUAGGGCAGGAGGAGGCUGAUGUCAGCAAGUUUCCACUGACUGUUGUCUCUGUGAAGACUGAAGAGCAUGAAGACAAACCACCUGAGUCCUCACAGCUUCAUCACAGUCCAAACCUCAAUGAAGAACAUCUUUUUCGUGAGCAGGAAGAGGAACCACAGCCCCCCCACAUUAAAGAGGAAGUUGAGACGCCACAGACCCAUAAUGUUAAACUGACCCUUCACAAUAAAAGGCAAGCGGAGGACCCACUGAUCUUACACAUCAAAAAUGAAGAGGAGGACCCACUGACCCCUCACUUUAAGGAGCAAGAGAACCUGCUGACCCCUCACAUUAAAAAGGAAGAGGAGGACCCACUGACACCCUACUUUAAAGAGGAAGAGGAGGACCAAGAGCCGCCGCACAUUAGAGAGGAAGAGGAGGAAGAGGGCAUCAGUCAGCCUAAAUGGUUGGAGGAGUUCCCAGUGACUGGUGUCCCUGUGAAGAGUGAAGAUGAUGAGGUGAAAGGUGAAAGUGAGGAGAGGGGAGGGGGGGAGCCUCCAAGCAGCAGCUCAACACAACACAUGACAACAGAAGCUGAUGGAGACCACUGUGGAGGAUCACAAGCAGACAAGCUCUUAGCUCCACUAUCAGAUAGUGAGGACACAACGUCACACUCUCCUGACACUGAUGAUGAAGACUCUAAAGAUGAUAAGACAUGUCACACUGACAACACUCACUUCACAUCUUCUCACUCUCACAAAACUUUUAAAUACCAUUGUAGUCUGAAAAGACACAUGAGAACACACACUGGAGAAAAACCUUUUUCUUGCUCAGAAUGUAGUAAAGGUUUUACACGAAGUCAACAUUUGAAAGUACACAUGAGAACACACACCAGUGAAAAACCUUUUUCUUGUUCAACCUGUGGUAAAGGUUUUACACAAAGUCAACAUUUGAAAGUACACAUGAGAACACACACUGGUGAAAAACCUUUUUCUUGUUCAAUCUGUGGUAAAGGUUUUACAGAAAGUAAUAAUUUGAAAAGACACACUAGAACACACACUGGAGAAAAACCUUUUUCCUGUUCGACCUGUGGUAAAGGUUUUACAAGAAGUACAGAUGUGAAAACACACAUGAGAACACACACUAGUGAAAAACCUUUUUCUUGUUCAAUCUGUGGUAAAGGUUUUACAGAAAGUCAGAAUGUGAAAAUACACAUGAGAACACACACUGGUGAAAAAACUUCUCCCUGUUCAAUCUGUGGUAAAGGUUUUACAAGAAGUACAGAUGUGAAAACACACAGGAGAACACACACUAGUGAAAAACCUUUUUCUUGUUCAAUCUGUGGUAAAGGUUUUACAGAAAGUCAGAAUGUGAAAAUACACAUGAGAACACACACUGGUGAAAAAACUUCUCCCUGUUCAAUCUGUGGUAAAGGUUUUACAAGAAGUCAGAGUUUGAAAGUACACAUGAGAACACACACUGGUGAAAAAGCUUUUUCUUGUUCAACCUGUGGUAAAGGUUUUACACAAAGUCAACAUUUGAAAGUACACAUGAGAACACACACUGGUGAAAAAGCUUUUUCCUGUUCAACCUGUGGUAAAGGUUUUACACACAGUCAGAGUUUGAAAGUACACAUGAGAACACACACUGGUGAAAAAUCACAUUCUUGUUCAAUCUGCAACAGAAGCUUUUGUGACCGAUCAAACCUUGUAAGACACAUGAGAACACACCCAGGAGAGAAAGUGUUGAGUUGCAGUGUGUGUGGUGAAAGAUUGUCUUCUAAGUACCAGUGUAAGAAACACAAGUGUGCUGGUGAGAACAGCAGCAGCAAAUGAAACUGCAGGAUUUGAAAUAAACUGUCCAGACUUUCAUUUUGACUUUCUAACAACAUCAGCACAUAUAACAUGUGUGACAUUGUUGUUUGUCUAACAAUCUGUUUAAUAUGAUCUUUACAUUUAUAGAUUGGAUAGUUUGAAAUAUUGAAGUGUGACAUAUUUGUAUUUGUAAUUGUUAAUAAUCCCAUAGAUUAUCACCUUUAUAUGAUAUACAUAUGUACUGGUUCACAUCUGAAACAUCUUCUGGACCACUUCAGGAAGCAUAUUAUUAUUUACUUUAUACAUCAUUUGAACAGUUGUCUUUUAUACAAUUUUAAAAUGUGUGACUUUAUGAAUUAUUUGUUGGGUCUCUAUAAUCCAUGUUAUUAAUAAUCUUUACUACUCUCUUUUGUAAUAUGAUGAUUGUGUUGUGAUUUUUUUAUACUUUAACUUAAUAUGUAUGUACUUGUACGUUUAUGCAAUAAAAAGUGAGAGAAAAUGGCUGA
Messenger RNA from Nerophis ophidion (straightnose pipefish), 2429 nucleotides. RefSeq names its product gastrula zinc finger protein XlCGF57.1-like. Gene Ontology annotation, cellular component: nucleus. Bases 109 to 1944 code for a protein of 611 amino acids. The record is from RefSeq and is a predicted model, not a curated record. Lineage: Eukaryota; Metazoa; Chordata; Actinopteri; Syngnathiformes; Syngnathidae. The transcript is spliced from 2 exons.